CGUGCGCCAGUUACGUGUAGGAGGUGCAAGAUGGUCAGAAAGUGCUCAAGUUAAUACCGUUUAUUUGUUUUUUUCUUUUCCGGAAAACAAGUGAGAAAGGAACGUGGAUUUACGCGACAGUGUCGGUGAAGACAACAGUUAGCUUCAAUAUUUUCUGACUUGCAUGACAAGACUGCGACGGGCGUGAAGCCCCGCGUGAACAUCAAUAUGUGGGAGCAGGAGGAAUUCGAAAAACACUGGAGGAAAGAAUUUCCCGACGGAGAAGUACCCCAGAUGGAUUUGAACUCUGUAGAGGACAUCGAGUCCGAGCUGGAGACAUGCAAAGCCAACCUGAAGAGGCUCCAGAAGGCUCUGGCAGAGGAGAAAUUCAAGGUGAUUUACCUGGAGACCACCGUGGCCCGACAGAAGAGAAACGACCCGGAAAGGUUUGAAGGCAAAGAUGAAAACUUUAACGCUGACAUGUCGACCUUUUCCAAAACGGAGAAUAUCAGGAAACCGCCGCGGCGGGACGCCGAGCGUGACGAGGGGAGGAUGAAGGCGCUGGACCCCGGUGGCAUGAAGCACCACGCUGCGGGUAGCAACACAGCGGGGCUCACCAGCUACUUCGGCCGGGAGCGAGGCAGGUUCAGCGGCAAGAUGGGCAAACCAGUCCCUAUCCCGGUUCCGCCGCAGAAGCCCGUGUUUUGUAGAGUGGACACGGCCCCUGCCAUCGUCCAGCGUGCGAAUGACAACGAGGAAGGCAGCGACCGGGAAUAUGAGGAUUUGGAGCUGAAUGAAAAUUUCGUCAGGAAUAACUUGUUGGCACCAAAGAUCGCGGGAAGAGACGGCCAGAAGACUUCCAGCGCUCACCGGGACAGCCGGCGGCCUUUCCGCUACAGUAGGGAGUUUGACUCUGAUGAUGGCAGACUGUCACCGUCCUUCCCCCACAUUCAACGCAGACCCUCCCGAGGCUCGGGGUGCAGCACCCCAGAGAGGAGGAGUGAUGGGUACCUGAGCUCCGACCACGAUGACUCCUCUUCCGCAGACUUUAACUACAACACAGAUGGAUACGAGGGGGACGCAGGAGAGGACGGCAAGUCCCAGGAUGGCUCAGAAACGCUGCCCUUUAUAGAUGAAUCGCCCACCAUGUCACCCCAGCUCUGCGCGCCCCAAGGGCCAGAUGGAGAAACCGUGUCGCCCACACCUCUGCUGGCUGGGGGAGACAUCGAGAAAGGACUGGAGAUGAAGAGACUGGUGCUGUCUGGAUUCCUGGCCAGCGAGGAGAUCUACAUUAACCAGCUGGAGGCCCUGCUACUGCCCAUGCGACCCCUGAAAGCGACAGCCACGACCUCUCAGCCUGUCCUGACCAUCCAGCAGGUAGAGACCAUCUUCUACAAAAUCCAGGACAUCUUCGAGAUCCACAAAGAGUUCUACGACGCCCUCCUACCCAGCAUCCAGCAGUGGGACGAGAAGGUCACCGUGGGACAUUUGUUCCAGAAGCUGGCCAGCCAGCUGGGCGUGUACAAGGCCUUUGUGGACAACUACAAGGUGGCGCUGGAGACGGCAGAGAAAUGCAGCCAAGCCAACAGCCAGUUCCAGAAGAUAUCUGAGAACCUCAAAGUAAAAGGUCCUAAAGACUCCAAAGACUGUACAACAACUAGUUCAAUGGAGGCUCUCCUUUACAAGCCGAUUGACCGUGUUACCAGAAGCACCCUGGUUCUUCAUGAUUUGCUGAAACACACUCCAAAGGACCACCCGGACUUCCCCCUCCUGCAGGACGCUCUGCGGAUUUCUCAGAACUUCCUCUCCUCCAUCAAUGAGGAGAUUGACCCUCGCAGGACUGCUGUUACUACACCCAAGGGCGAGGCCCGUCAGCUGGUGAAGGAUGGCUUCCUGGUGGAGGUGUCGGAAAGCUCCAGGAAGCUACGGCACGUCUUCCUCUUCACCGAUCUGCUGCUCUGUGCCAAGAUGAAAAAGACUGCUGUGGGUCGCCAUCAGCAGUAUGAGUGCAAGUGGUACAUCCCUCUAGCGGACUUAACUUUCCAAACCCUGGACGACUCGGACACUUGCCCGAGCAUCCAGGUCCUGCCAGAGCACGAGAUUGAGGAGAUGAAGAUCAAGAUCUCGGUCUUAAAGAAUGAGAUACAGAAAGAGAAGAAAGCACCGAAGGGUCAGAGCCGUGUGGAGCGUCUCAGGAAGAAGAUGAACGAGCAGGAGUCCUGGUUGCUCCUGCACUCCCCCACCAUCCCCUUUCGCAUCCACAACAAACAUGGAAAGAGCUACCUGUUCCUGCUAUCCUCUGACUACGAGAGGUCAGAGUGGAGGGAAAGCAUUCAGAAACUCCAAAAGAAAGACCUCCAGUCAUGCAUGUUAAGUUCUGUAGAGCUCCAAGUAUUGACCAGCUCUUGUUUCAAACUCCGAACGGUCCACAACAUUCCUGUCACCGGUAACAAAGACGAUGAGGAGACUCCUGGCCUGUACGGCUUUCUGCAUGUGAUUGUCCACUCUGCCAAAGGAUUCGAGCAGUCAGCCAAUCUAUACUGCACUCUCGAAGUAGACUCAUUUGGAUACUUUGUCAGCAAGGCCAAGACCCGAGUCUUCAGGGACACCACAGAGCCUCAGUGGAACGAAGAGUUUGAGAUCGAGUUGGAGGGCUCCCAGUACCUUCGGAUCCUGUGCUACGAGAAGUGUUACGACAAAAGCAUGCUGAACAAAGACGACAAUGAGAUUGUGGACAAGAUCAUGGGCAAAGGGCAAGUCCAGCUGGAUCCUCAGACUGUGCAGUCCAAGAACUGGCACAUGGAUGUCAUAGAGAUGAAUGGGAUUAAAGUGGAAUUCUCCAUGAAGUUUACAAGUCGAGACCUCAGCUUAAAGAGAACGCCGUCCAAAAAACAGAGUGGCGUGUUUGGAGUCAAAAUCAACGUUGUUACAAAGCGCGAGCGCUCCAAGGUGCCUUACAUAGUCCGUCAGUGCAUUGAGGAGGUGGAGAAGAGGGGGAUCGAUGAAGUGGGAAUCUACAGGAUCUCAGGGGUGGCCACUGAUAUCCAGGCCCUCAAAUCAGCAUUCGAUACCAGUAAGACUCCAUUCACUGUUUCUGUGUGACACGCUCUUCCUCCCAUCGUCUUUACUGCACGACAAUAUCGUUUAUUGUUCUUUCUCUUUGCAAUGCAGUAGACGUCAUUCUGUGAUGCAGAAUGUGUGCAAUGACAUUUAGAUUUAUACACUUCAGUGCAAAAGUCAUGAGCCACAACUCAUUUCUUUUGCUCUAGGAAAAUUCCAAAUAGCAAUAAUUUAUUGAGAGGCAAAGAUACAGCUAAAUACAGAGUUUGUAUGAUUCUGAAACUUAAAAGUUAAUAUUUGUUAUGACCACCUUUAUUCUUUAUGUGAGCCUGAACUUUCUUACUUUAAGCUGCCUUUUUGUAAUUUCUCUAAGAAGUCCCAGGAAUAGUAGGAAGAGGCUUCUUGAAGGACACUCAAAGCUCUUCUUUGGAUGUUCUCUGACAAGAUGAUCCCACAUUGCGUCAGUAAUGUCGAGAUCCACAAUCUAGGGAGGGCAGUCUAUGACUGAUAGUAUUGCAUCGUCCUAAAGAUGUUGCUGCUGACUUUCAGUUCAGUUCUUGUGUAAUCUGGCAUACCUCAGCAACCGUCAUCCUUCUACUUAGACCAUUUCUGAUGAAGCUUCAGUGAACAGUAGAUGGAUUAACUAAAGAAAUGGGGGCAAAUUGUGUUUUGCCAAAUGCAGCUAGCAACAAAGUACCUAAAGAUCCAAAGAUAAAAUAAACUCUUUGCUAAGUUGUCUGUUAUGUGUAGACACAACAAUGGUUCAUCCCCUGAGUUAGAUGCCUUUUUUAUGCUUGAGUGAUUCACAGAUUGGCGUGAAGUGGCUUAACAAAGAAAAAAACAUUCCUCUGAAGCUGGUCAGAUACAGACACAAGAACAAUAGUUCAGUAUCAGUGAAGGCUUAUACUGAUUUUCAGCAGAAUACAUGAGUCAUCUGUCUGUGUUCUUGCACUUUGCUUUUAAAAAUCUGUGAGACGCCCAGUGCACUCUGCACAUUGUCAAAAACACUGGUCUCACUGCAGCGAACAGCUGAAACUGACAGGAAACCGCAGACAGACUGUAUGAGGACACUCUGCAGGGCUCACUCUGUUUUCCAGCACAGCGAUUAAUUCGCUCACUCUGUUGAGCAGGAAUCACGUAUGAACAACCAGGUUACAGAUGUUACUGGCAAACAUUAUAAAAUGAUCCACACAGCAAAAAAAAAAAUCACCAUUUGUCUUUUAUUGUAUGUGUCCUGAACUUGGGUCAUGUGAGAG
Neolamprologus brichardi is the source of this 4295-nucleotide messenger RNA. NCBI's taxonomy places the organism in Eukaryota, Metazoa, Chordata, Actinopteri, Cichliformes, Cichlidae. The record is from RefSeq and is a predicted model, not a curated record.